UUACAGAGGUUGGUGCACAUCUCCGUCAAAAAAACAUGGCCGCCCGCGGUUGCCGUUCAGUCUGCCACCGCUGACAUUCGUAAAUAAAAGCCCCUAAAGUCGGAAAUAUUGACUUGUAACGCCAAGAAUCUCCAUUAUGUCGUCUUUAGGUGUGAUCGAGGCAAAGUUUCAUUCAUACGAAUAUCCAAAAUUUCCCGAAAAUGUCUGUUUUUUCACUACGUGAACGUCGACAUAACCAAGAUGUUUCGCCUCAGGCCGUCUGGCAAGAAACUUCUCCUUGUCAGUUGUGUCUUCCUCCUAGCUCAAGCUUUUGUUUACAUGGGCCUUGCCUUUAUUGGAGGAAAUCAUCGAGUUCCCUCGCUCUUACAUGAGAGGCUAGUCUCUGUGACGGGUCAAGUACCUCGGCUCAACAUUUCCAUUAGUGAAAAGUUUUUACAAGAAGGACAAACUUUAGAUUUUGUUAUAAGAGCGGAAGGCUGCACUCCUUUCAUCAUCAGUCCCAAAAUAUUAGCUCAUGUAUGGAAUGUGAAGCAGAACAUUCUUGAUUGUGUGGGAGGUGGUGCAGACUGUCGUCUUGAUGGUGACGAUGUUUUCCUUGCUGUCGACUCCUCGUGCAUCCCAAAGAAGAAGGUUUUAUUUGAUGAGUUUGUAAAAAAACUAGAGGUCAAAGGAUUCUCAGUUUAUGCAACACAAAGCAAGAAGAUAUUUGGUUUACCCCCAAAGGCAUCUAUACUUACAACAGCUCUUGUUUUAAGGAAGAAUUACUCAUUUCUAGUAGUCAUACUUCAUGGUAGAGAGGAUAACUUUUGGUGGCAUGGAUCUGUACAUGAUGAUCUCAAAGGAAAUAAUUAUUUGAAGAAAGUUGGUAUUUUGCUAAGCAGGCAGCAUUUUAUGGCAACUGAAGGGGCUAUUCCCAAGUUUGAUCUAGUCGAUGCACAACUACUAGAGUACCACUUUCUGGUACCUAAGGAUAUCCCAGCCUUUCUAAGGGCAAUAUCAGAUACCUCAUCGAAUUUCAUUGAGUGUGAUUACAAACGAGCUGAUACAUUUUUCAGAACUCAUGGAAGAGAUCAGUCAAUAACUGCAAUACGGUUCAAGCAUCAAGCCUGGAAAAUGCUCUCAAGAGCUAAAAGAAUUCUUGAUGAUCUAGAGGUUCCCUUCUGGCUGAGUAGUGGCACCUGUUUAGGGUUUUUGCGACAAUGUGAUUUCAUUCCUUACAGCCAAGAUGUUGACUUAGGCGUUUUUGCUUCUGAUUAUAAGGAAGAAAUCAUUCCUGCAUUCUUAUCACAUGGUUUCAAACUGCAUCACACGUUUGGAAAAGCAAAUGACAGCUAUCAAAUUGCUUUUGAGUACAAGAAACUAAAGUUGGAUAUAUUUUUCUUUUAUGUUGAUGAAGAAAAAGGCACUAUGUGGAAUGGUGGGACAGAAGCUAGGUCAGGCCAAAAGUAUAGGUAUACAUUUACAGCAUUCUCCCUCUGUUGGACCGAAUUCCUUGAGCUGCUGGUAAGGGUUCCAUGCAACACUAGGCGAUAUAUUGAAGCCAAUUAUGGUUUAGAUUGGUUUACUCCUGUUACUAAAUGGAGUUGGAAAUCCAGCCCUCCAAAUGUGGAAAAAAAUGGUGUGUGGCCUAAAGAAGAAUGGGCCAAAGUAAUAAACAUACCAGGUUAGUUAGCUUUGUGAACAUCAUAACUUUGAAGAAAUAGUCAGCCCGCUGACAAUGUACUCAACUCCUUAAAGACUGCUAU
This is a messenger RNA of Thrips palmi, 1745 nucleotides long. RefSeq names its product fukutin-like. Bases 241 to 1668 code for a protein of 475 amino acids. The record is from RefSeq and is a predicted model, not a curated record. The transcript has 6 exons. Lineage: Eukaryota; Metazoa; Arthropoda; Insecta; Thysanoptera; Thripidae.